This is a messenger RNA of Effrenium voratum, 469 nucleotides long. Lineage: Eukaryota; Dinophyceae; Suessiales; Symbiodiniaceae. The record is from the annotation of a GenBank genome assembly.
CUCAGAUGAGGCCGCUGUUGAACAAGCCCGCGAGGAUGCUAUGAAGGAGGGAGAGGCACUGAAAGGUGUUCAAGAUGCGGUUGGCGAAUAUAAGGAAGAGCAGCAGAAGAUGGUGGGUGCAAGAGACAACGUGCAGGCCAAGAAGGACAACUUCAACAAGGUUCUAGCAGAUGAAGGCCGAAAACCAGAGGGAGAAGAGGCGCAGGCCCUGGCGGACGCCGACAAGAUCUUGAAGGAGCAAAAUGCCGCGGAGCAGGCGGAGAACGCGGUGGAGAAGGGUCAGAAACCCGAGGCCAAGAAGAAACCCGAGGCCAAAAAAGGCUCAAGUCUUUUGACAAAGUCUCAGCCCAGGAGCAAUCGCCAAAGCAGAGCUCGGGUAAGCGGCAAGGCGUUUUUGUCGCUGCUGGAGCACGACGCGCGCCCCCGAAGAUGACGCGUGGUGGAAAAAAGUCGCAGAGAUCGGUUGCCA